Messenger RNA from Cyprinodon variegatus (sheepshead minnow), 5628 nucleotides. RefSeq names its product kinase D-interacting substrate of 220 kDa-like (gene kidins220a). Gene Ontology annotation, molecular function: protein binding. The coding region runs from base 158 to 5233 and encodes 1691 amino acids. The record is from RefSeq and is a predicted model, not a curated record. Lineage: Eukaryota; Metazoa; Chordata; Actinopteri; Cyprinodontiformes; Cyprinodontidae. The transcript is spliced from 32 exons.
ACCAGGCGGAGCUUCGCUUCUGUUUCUGUAGCAGGUUACAGUUUAACUCCAGCCUGUCAAACAUGACUUGAUUGGAAAGAACAAAUAUUUAUUUACUGCAUUCCAAGAAGAACAGAGCAGCAGCGUGUCGUGGCUUGGACGUGUUUAACAGGUUGCCAUGGAUACCACCGCCUCCCUGAAGAUGACCUCUCUGGCCGUCCAGAGUCUGUUCAGCUACGUGGAGGAGGAGAACCUGGCUGCUGUCAGGGCCCACCUGGACAAGUUCAGAGAUGUUGACUGCAGGAGUGAUAACGGCCAGACUCCCCUGAUGGUGGCGGCGGAGCUGGGCAAUCUGGAGAUCGUACAGGAACUGAUCCGGAGAGGAGCCACCGUCAACAUGGACGACGUUGACUGCUGGACGGCUCUGAUCUCCGCCGCUAAGGAGGGACACUUCGAGGUGGUGAGGGAACUCCUGGAGAACAAUGCCAACCUGGAGCACAGGGACAUGGGAGGGUGGACUGCGCUCAUGUGGGCCGCCUAUAAAGGCCGGACGGAGGUGGCCCAGCUGCUUCUGGAGAAAGGAGCUAAUCCCAACAUCACUGGACAGUACAGCGUCUACCCCAUCAUCUGGGCGGCUGGCCGUGGCCACGCUGAGAUUGUCCAUCUCCUGCUGCAGCAUGGAGCCAAAGUCAACUGCUCUGACAAGUACGGUACCACGCCUCUGAUCUGGGCUGCCAGGAAGAACCACUAUGACAGCGUAAUGCACCUUUUGGAGAACGGAGCUGAUGUGGAUCAGGAAGGAGCAAACUCCAUGACGGCUCUGAUCGUGGCGGUGAAAGGAGGCCACACAGACGUGGUCAAAGAGCUGCUAAAGAGGAACCCUAACGUGAACAUGACUGACAAGGACGGCAACACCGCGCUCGCCAUCGCUGCCAAGGAGGGCCACACCGAGAUCGUGCAGGACUUGCUGGAUGCCGGGACCUACGUCAACAUCCCAGACCGGAGCGGAGAGACGGUGCUGAUUGGAGCGGUGAGAGGAGGCCAUGUGGAGAUAGUUCGAGCUCUGCUGAACAAAUACGCUGAUGUUGACGUCAGGGGCCAGGAUGGAAAGACUGCCCUCUACUGGGCAGUGGAGAAAGGCAAUGCUGCCAUGGUGAGGGACAUCCUGCAGUGUAAUCCUGAUACAGAAAGCUGCACCAAGGAAGGAGAGACGCCGCUUAUUAAAGCCACAAAAAUGAGGAACAUAGAGAUAGUGGAGCUGCUGCUGGAUAAAGGAGCCAAAGUGUCUGAAGUGGACAGGAAAGGAGACACCGCCCUCCACAUCGCCAUCCGUGGACGGAGCCGAAAGUUGGCCGAGCUGCUGCUUAGGAACCCAAAAGAUGGCCGCCUCCUGUACCGCCCCAACAAAGCCGGGGAGACGCCGUACAACAUCGACUGCACCCACCAGAAAAGCAUCCUGACGCAGAUAUUCGGAGCCAAGCACCUCUCCCCGACCGAAUCGGAUGGAGACAUGCUGGGAUAUGACCUGUACAGCAGCGCCCUGGCUGACAUCCUCAGCGAGCCCACCAUGCAGCCGCCCAUCUGCGUUGGCCUGUACGCCCAGUGGGGCAGUGGAAAAUCUUUCCUCCUUAAAAAGCUUGAGGAUGAGAUGAAGACCUUUGCAGGCCAGCAGAUCGAGCCUCUGUUCCAGUUCUCCUGGCUCGUGGUCCUCCUGGCGCUGCUCCUCUGUGGCUCGGUGGCCAUCGUCCUGGGUUUUACCGUUGAUCCCAAGCUGGCGAUCGCCGUCUCCCUCAGCCUCCUGGCCCUGCUUUACAUCUUCUUUGUGUUGGUGUACUUCGGAAGCCGGCGUGAGAGGGAAAGCUGGCGCUGGGCGUGGGUCAUCAGCACCCGUCUGGCCCGUCAGAUCGGCUACAUGGAGCUGCUGCUCAAACUGAUGUUUGUCAACCCGCUGGAGCUUCCUGAGCAGACGACCCGGGCCCUGCCUGUCAGGUUCCUGUUCACCGACUAUAACCGCCUGUCCAGCGUUGGCGGGGAGACCUCCCUGGCUGAGAUGAUCGCCACGCUGUCGGACGCCUGUGAGAGGGAGUUCGGCUUCCUGGCCACCAGGUUGUUCAGGGUCUUCAUGAACGAUGAGAUCAAAGGUCAGAAAUGGAAGAAAACGUGUUGCCUUCCUUCCUUUGUGGUGUUUUCUCUGACGCUGAUUUGCCUGAUCAGCGGAGUGGUACUGUUGGCCAUCUUUAAGGUGGACCCUGAAAACCUGACGGUGAACGCCGUGCUGAUAGCCAUGGCCAGCGUGGUCGGCCUGGCCCUGCUGCUCAACUUUCGCACCUGGUGGCAGGUGGCCGACUCUGUCCUUAACUCCCAGAGGAAGCGGCUGCAUGGCGCCGCCAACAACUUGCAUAAGCUGAAGAGCGAAGGAUUUAUGAAGGUCCUGAAGCACGAAGUUGAGAUGAUGUCAAAGAUGGCCAAAACGAUCGACGGCUUCACCCAGAACCAAACCCGCAUGGCCGUCAUCAUCGACGGGCUGGACGCCUGUGAGCAGGACAAAGUGCUGCAGAUGCUGGACACGGUGAGGGUUCUCUUCUCCAAGGGUCCUUUCAUCUCCAUCUUCGCCAGCGACCCGCACAUCAUCAUCAAAGCCAUCAACCAAAACCUGAACAGCGUGCUGAGAGACUCGAACAUCAACGGCCACGACUACAUGAGAAACAUCGUCCACCUGCCGGUGUUUCUCAACAGCAGAGGACUCAGCCGAGCCAAAAAGCUUUGCUUGGCCACUCCCACCAACGGCGAGGCCAUGCCAGCAGAGGGGUGGCAUGAAGACAUGGACAGAAAGGUGUCUCAGAACAGCCUUUCCCAGGAACAGGCCAAGCUGGGCAGCAGGAACGCUCUCAACCGAAGGGACACGUAUCGCCGUCGGCAGAUGCAGAGGACCCUCACCAGGCAAAUGUCCUUCGACCUUACCAAGCUGCUGGUGACUGAGGACUGGUUCUGUGACAUCAGUCCGCAGACCAUGAGGAGGCUUCUCAACAUCGUGUCCAUCACCGGUCGUCUGCUGCGGGCCAAUCAGAUCCUCUUCAACUGGGACCGCUUGGCGUCGUGGAUCCACCUGACGGAGGAGUGGCCGUACAGGACGUCAUGGAUCAUCCUGUUCCUGGAGGAGGCUGAAGGAGUGUCGGAUCAGAUCACACUCAAGACCGUCUACGAAAGAAUCUCCAAAAACAUCCCCACCACCAAGGAUGUGGAGCCGCUGCUGGAAAUCGAUGGAGACAUCCGCAGCUUUGAGGUCUUCCUCUCCUCCAGGACGCCCGUUCUCGUGGCCAGAGAUGUGGAGAUGUUUCUACCCUGCACCGUCAACCUUGACCCCAAACUCAGGGAGAUCAUAGCAGACGUGCGUGCGGCCAGGGAUCAGAUGCAUUUAGGAGGGGUGACCUAUCCCACGCUGCCCCUGCAGGAGGCAGCGCCCCGUCCCCAGUCCGGGUACGGCCAGCUCUCCGCCGCCUGCUCCCCAAGCGGCUCCUUCGCCGGGUCCCUGCCGCCGCAGCCCCACAGCUCCUACUUCAGCGGGAUGACGGGCCCCCAGCACCCGUUCUACAACCGGCCAUAUUUCCCCCAUCAUGUGUACCACCUGCCACGACAUUACCCUCACCAUGUUCCCUCAUCCUCGCGUCCUUCCAUUAAACAGCCCAGCCCACCUCAGGACACCAGCGGACUAGAUGUUAUUGCAGAGGAUGCCAGGGAGGGCCUCCCCUCAAGCCCCUGUGACCCGGCUAUGAUGUGUCCGGCGGUGCCGCUCAGCUCUUUGGGGACAGACGGAGUGUGCGAACGCCUCAAGCAGAUCGACGGCAUGGACCCCAACAUGUUGCCUCAGUACGCAGCAACAAUCGCAAAGGCUAACAUAAAUGGACGCGUGCUAACUCACUGCAACCUGGACGAGCUGAAGAAAGAGAUGGAGAUGAACUUUGGUGACUGGCAACUUUUCAGAGGAAUGGUGAUGGAGCAGCGACAUGCCGAAACCCAGGCGGCGCUUCAGGAGGAGUGCCGAGCAGCCAGUGAGCAAGGCAGCAUCGUGCACCAGGGGGAGCCCAGCAGACGCCCGGCGGGGCCCCAGAGGGAAACGGGGGGCUUCAGCCUCAGCCUAAGUUUCGAGGAGCUCAGUGGAGCGGGGCUGGAAGAGCCUCCGAGACGCAGCACCAACUCCCAGUGGACGGUGACCAACCACCACACCUCCAGCAUGUCCAGCCUCAACUCCCAGGAAUCCUCCAAUGACAUCUGCAAGCUGACCGACAAGCAGCAGGCGGAGUAUCGAGACGCCUACAGGGAGUACAUCGCCCAGAUGGCCCAGCUGGAGAUGUCCGGCGGUGGGGGAGAAAGGCCCGUCCAGCCCCACCCGGGCCAGUUCCUCCAGGCCGCCAGCGCUGAGGACAAAGGGGCUAAGGAGGGAGCCGAGCCGGACGGCCGUAAGCCCUUCAACAAGAGGGCCUCCAAGAGCGGCGAGCUCACAGACUUCGCCUCGGGGGCCGACGCUCAGCUCCUGGAUCCCAUCAGCGAAGAGGAUGAGAAGCUGGACCACAGCUUGUCCUCCAGGACCCCGGGCUCCAAGAAGAAAGGAGCCGGCUCCUUCUAUCACCAGCUUCCCAGCGAAGAGGAGUGGGGCCCAGAGGAAGCCGACACCACCACGCCGCUCCUCCACAAAGAGGGCCGAGCCGCUCCUCCGCCUCUGCUCGCAGCCAAGCCUGGCCUCCUCACAGACAUCCUCCUGGAUAAGAAGGACUCCUCCGACUCAGGGAUGCGCUCCAGCGACAGCUCCCCAGACGCCUCCCUGGAGGAGUCGGACGGAGGGCGGGGCCUCCUGAAGCCCAGCCUGAUCGAGCUGGAGCUGGAGGGCCUGGUGAAGAAGAGGGGCCUCCUCCCCAGCAGGCUGAGCGGCCUGCAGGACGCGGCGGUGGCCCGCAUGUCCAUCUGCUCCGACGCGCCGUCCGAGGCCAGCCUGAUGGCCAGCAGCCCGGACGAGGGGUGGCCCUCCGACGCCGUCGGCAACCUCAACCGCUCCGCCAGCAGCACCACCCUCAACAACAACUCGGGCGCCGGCGACAACACCAACUCUAACUCCAACAACAGCCGCCAGCGGCAGGAGGCGCCGUUAGACUCAGGCGUCCUCAUCAUCCACCCAGGAAGCACCACCUCCGCCGCCGCCCACCAGAACCAGAACCUGCGCUCCAUCAGCCUGGGCGAUGAGCGGGAGAGCGUUCUGUGAGGUCGGCAGGUUUCUGGGUUCUCCUCCUCUAGCAGCCGUUGGGCUCUGAGCAGGAUCGUCUCCUGGUCGCUCUCCGCUCCUCUUGCUGCUUAAUGUGAAAUGUUUGUGUUUAUUGAAGGAAUGAAAUCUGUUCUCAGUGAUAAAACUAAGAAACUAGGUGUUGUUUUGGGAGAGUUUCCCCUCAGAGCUGCUGCAUGCUGCGGUUCUGCUUGUUUGGUGUCUGUAGGAGAAAAUGAUGAUAGACUCGCUGUUACAUGUUGUGUUUGGUGAAUGAAUAAAACUUCUCACGGCCCCCAGGAGUCGUCUGUCGCUCGUUUGUUUUCCAAAAUUUGUCUGGAAACUUCCUCAGCAGUCAGCCGCAAAAUCAGGAAUUUGAUUUAAAGGUUUGUUUUUUA